UUUCAUUCGCGUUACGUUCACCGGCAGUGUCCCAUUCAAGAUGUCGGCGACGUCUAUGUUCCCCAUGUGUGUCCGAGCGAGCAGGGGCCUUCUCAGUCUCAGAAACGGGACCACGGGAGGUUCGGUCGCCGCAGUGACGGACCUGAUUCGGGGGCUGUCCACGGAACGGCCCACCACGGUGGAAGGGAGUUCCACAGGCGGCCUCGCUCAGGCGAUAUUGCAAGAGAGGCUUCAACAGAAGAAUCAGCCCCCUCCAGCAGGUGAUGGAGAGGGUGGUGGUGACCAGGGUGGUGACCAUGGUGACCAGGGUGGGGAUACGAAGCAGAAGGAGAACACAGCGUAUGCCAAGAAGAUAGUCCUGAGGCUGGCUGGGCUAAUGGGACUAGGGGGGGCCGUAGGCAUGGUCUACAUAUUCGGGAGCAAUUCAGUGGACGAGCAAGGAAACAAGAUUCCAGAUGAGUUUGACACUGACCCACAGGUCGUCCAACAGCUGAGGAGAACGUUCAAGUACUUCCAAGACUACAGACAGAUGAUCAUGGAGCCCACUAGCCCAAGGCUGCUGCCAGACCCCCUGAAGGAGCCGUACUACCAGCCCCCCUACACCCUGGUGCUGGAGCUCACAGACGUGCUGCUGCACCCGGAGUGGUCGCUUGCGACCGGCUGGCGUUUUAAGAAGCGUCCGGGCAUCGACUACCUGUUCCAGCAGCUCGCUCCUCUCUACGAGAUCGUCAUCUUCACCGCCGAGACCGGCAUGACGGCAUACCCCCUGAUUGACAGCAUCGACCCCCAGGGCUUUGUCAUGUACCGCCUGUUCAGAGACGCCACACGCUACAUGGAGGGACAUCAUGUCAAGGAUGUGUCGUGUCUAAACAGGGACACCUCCAAGAUUAUCGUGGUGGACUGUAAGAGAGAAGCCUUCAGCCUGCAGCCCUUCAACGGCAUGGCCCUCAAGAAGUGGGAUGGCAACUCGGAGGACCGCACGCUCUACGACCUCGCCGCCUUCCUCAAGACCAUAGCUCUGAGUGGAGUGGAUGACGUCAGAGGAGUUCUAGAAAACUAUGCCCUGGAGGAGGACCCCAUAGAGGCCUUCAAACGCAGACAAGCACAGCUGGCACAGAAAAACUGACUGUCUGUGUUUGUGUGUAUUUGUUUGUCUAUGUUGAUUCUGUGUGUCUUUGUGCGUGUUUGUGUUAAUUGUGGGUGCGUGUGUGUGUAGGAGGAGGAACAGAGGCUAGCAGAGCUAGCUCAACAGAAGAAGCAGGGCAUCUCUUUAGGUUCCAUCGCCGGAAGGUUCUGGCGUUCCAAGCAACAGUGAGUGGUCCCAAUACCCACCAAUCACGGCCCACCUCUCCAACGUGUCCGACCACUGGGACCGCGGCCGCAGUCAUCCGGGUGGGCGGGACCUGCGAGCUUGUCCGGAAGCAUCCAAUCAGAUGGAGCGGAAUGCCAAAACUAUGCCUCGGGGGGCGGGACUGUAGAGGAGCAAACCUAAAUCAUCAUAACCUGUGCACCAAUGAGGAGCAGCUUCCUAGGUCUGGAGGUGGUGGAGGCAGCGCAUUCCCCCUAAUGCUUCUAUUGGUUCUUUGUUGUCACCGGACACAUCCUAAAGGGUGCUGAUUGGUUAAGAGACAUUCAUCAGCUUCGGCUCAUUGGUGGUCCGGAGGCUGACCAGAUAUCAGGGCUUCUUACCUGCAACUCCUGCUCUGAGAUCUGGGUCUCCGUACACAGAGGCGGACUGGGAUCACAUCCUAUCACCUGAUUUCAUGUUUGUACUUCGAAUUAUUAUAUUUUUGUUCUGUUUUGUUCAUGCAAAUGUAAACGAGACUGUGCUGACCCAAGGUUUAGAACUUUAAAAGUAUAAUUAUGGUUGCUAUCGGAUACGUUUCGUUCUGGGAGGCAUGCAACGGCGCUUUUCCGCUCUCCACCAAUGAGAUCGCCGUGGUUUGGACAGGCGCUGGGCUCGGCCAAACAGACGGGUUGUGACUGCGGGACGAGCCGAUGCACAAGGACUGAGUGGUGGACUACAGAUUAUCUCUAAGCCAAUGAGAACCCUGGGAUCUGUCGCUGCAGGGAGGGGGGGGUCGAUGGGUUGUAUAAUCAGCAGAACUGGGAUCUGUGCUCGAGUGCGUGCUUGUUGAAUGUUCUGUGAGAUUAUAUUCAUGUGAAACAUUCAUUCACCAAGUCCCAAAUAAAGGAGAGCAGUCAGUUUACCACGUGCUGAACUGUGUGUGGUUUAUCAUCAUCAAAUAGGGAUCACCUGAACCUUCUCUACAACAAAAUACUUCCCAUGAUGUGGGGUAUUUUGUGGCGUAUAUCUUUGUAGAAGCCGACUCUUUGCUUUGGUACUUGAUCCUCUCCUGUUUAGUGUCUUGGAGAGAUUUUCUUCUCCAUUGUCUGUUUUGAUUAUUGGCUCAAUUAUUUAAACGGAACUAAAUAAAUACCUGGCAAAAAGCCUUCCAAAUUCUAA
Molecule: messenger RNA, 2467 nt
Organism: Osmerus eperlanus (European smelt)
Lineage: Eukaryota; Metazoa; Chordata; Actinopteri; Osmeriformes; Osmeridae
Gene: timm50
Product: translocase of inner mitochondrial membrane 50 homolog (S. cerevisiae)
Exons: 11
Coding region: 41-1126 (361 amino acids)
Biological process (GO): protein import into mitochondrial matrix
Cellular component (GO): TIM23 mitochondrial import inner membrane translocase complex
Source: RefSeq, a predicted model, not a curated record